AGGGGGAUGUGCGCAGGGUCAAUACAUCCAUUGAUGGCACACGGCUCUGGAAUCCCCGUCACGUCACCGCCGUCUUGUGGCUUGUGAGUGCAGGCCAUCCGAAAUAAACGAAAGGACCGAUAAAUGAGACACACAUCAAAUUAAUUUACAUCAAGAUGGCGACCGAGGGCGAAUACGAGUCAAUCCUUUGCGUUAAACCCGAUGUAAACGUUUAUCGCAUACCACCGAGGGCUACAAAUCGUGGAUACAGGGCAGCAGACUGGAAGCUGGAUGUUCCUGAUUGGUCAGGUCGAAUGCGGAUCACGGCCAAAGGGAAAGUGGCCUACAUCAAACUGGAGGACAAAGUCUCGGGGGAGCUGUUCGCCCAGGCCCCUGUAACAGAGUACCCCGGCAUCGCAGUGGAAACCGUAAGCGACUCCAGUCGCUACUUUGUCCUACGAAUACAGGAUGACAAUGGCCGCAGUGCAUUCAUUGGUGUUGGAUUCGGAGACCGAGGGGACUCUUUUGACUUCAACGUAUCUCUGCAGGAUCACUUUAAGUGGGUGAAACAGGAGAAUGAGAUAAGCAAAAACCCACAGGGGGCUGCUUCGGGACCAAAGCUGGACUUGGGAUUUAAAGAAGGACAAACAAUUACCCUUAAUAUUGGGCAAGGCAAAAAGAGGGAUAAGCCACGCCCACAGGGGGUAGGUGGGUUUGGUCUUCUACCACCACCACCGAAAGGAAAGAUAGCUCCUCCUCCUUCCUCUGGCUUCUCCAAUCACAACACAGUGCCGCAAACUGGAAGCUCAGAGACCGGUUGUUUGCUAGAGCUGGACAGUAGUAACUCUAACACUAUGGUCCAAUCAUCCAAUCCCAGCACUGACCUUUGGGGGGACUUUUCCACUUCUGCAAGUUCGCUCCCACCAACAACAAGACAGGAGAAAACUCCAAAUUGGGGCCAGUUUUGAGUCCACGGCAUUGCACAUUUCAUUUGUCGUCAUCGCCGAAAGCACCGCCGCCUUCUGUCACUACAACACAAUCACAGCAAACUGUCCAAGAGACAAAGGAUGCCAUGAACUUGUAGAAAGUCUUUAUCAAAUAUGGAUGUAGGCUAUAUUCUCUUUACAAAGUUUAAAAUAAUAGUCAGAAUAUAUUAGGGAUAAUUUGGUAUAAUAGUGCAAAUUUCAUGCAAAUGAUCGAUAUUAGAUUUUUUGUUGGUUUAUGGGUGAACUAAGGGCUAUGAUGAUAGGACCUUCAAUUUCAUGUUAUCACGAGAGUAGCAACAAUAUUUCAGUUCUGCCUUUUAUCUGGCAACUGUGCGGUCUUGUUAAUGUUUAUCUAACCAUCAUGACAUGCUUGAUAUCGAGGGUAGCUCAUAGGAAAUACCAGGAUUUUAUGGAGGUUCUUUUUUUCUCUUGUCAUAGGGAACAGUAAGGAAUUCUCUAGCAAUUUCUCAAGAAUUCUCUAGCAAUGAAAGGCAUUGAUUAGAAAGUUGUUCAGUUCUUUUCUCCUCUGUCCCACUCAAAGCGGGCAAUUGUUCAUGACACCUCUAGUAUUGGAUGUUUUCCUUUCUGGGUGAAGGGGAAAUAAUGGAAUAGGGCUCAUGAGUGGUCUAAUCAGUUGUGAUUGCAUUGACCCCUCGCUUUUGGCCUUUUAGUGAGGAGAUAGUUUAGCUCUGUCCACUUUGCUGCAGAAACUAAAUGUAGCACUCUAGAGUCCAUUUGGAGGUAGGCAGUGGAGAUUUUAUGUACACUGGAGGAAAAUGUGUUAAAGAAUGAAUCUUGUUAAAGAAUGAAAAGAACACAGGCAUAUAAAACCUAUGGUAUGCACAAAUGUGCUUUUCAAUGUUUCAUGUGUACUGUAUGAGUACUUCAUAAGCCAGAUGUCUGACUUGGCCUACUCCUUCACUUAUGUCCAACACAAAAAAAACAACCAAGCUAUGAGAUAUAACGACUGUUUAACAUAGUUAUAUGAUGAAUGUGUGCCAACGGCCACUACUUUUGUGGAGCAUGUGCUGCUGAAUAUUGCUAAAUGCUAUUGGGAUUCAAUUACUAAAUCGCCCCAUCAAUAGUGUUUACCUUACCUGGAACAUGAUUUCACAGCUUUGUCAUUCCAUGAUUACAGUAACGUCCGCAGAGACAUAUGAUUUAUUGCCUGGUUUACCAUGGCUUAUCAUGACAUGUGAAAGUGGCAAUAAAAACCUUCAAAGGA
Esox lucius (northern pike) is the source of this 2190-nucleotide messenger RNA. It is a transcript of the gene necap1, whose product is annotated as NECAP endocytosis associated 1. Gene Ontology annotation, cellular component: membrane; clathrin vesicle coat. The record is from RefSeq and is a predicted model, not a curated record. Bases 156 to 947 code for a protein of 263 amino acids. The transcript has 8 exons. Gene Ontology annotation, biological process: endocytosis. Lineage: Eukaryota; Metazoa; Chordata; Actinopteri; Esociformes; Esocidae.